Ylistrum balloti is the source of this 777-nucleotide messenger RNA. RefSeq lists its product as uncharacterized. The coding region runs from base 64 to 777 and encodes 237 amino acids. The transcript has a single exon. NCBI's taxonomy places the organism in Eukaryota, Metazoa, Mollusca, Bivalvia, Pectinida, Pectinidae. The record is from RefSeq and is a predicted model, not a curated record.
UCGAUUUGGGAAAUCGGUAAAAUUCAUUAUGACACUGCCACUGUGUGUGCUAAUAAUGGAUUUAUGUCGGCAACACGAGACAUGGAGCGAGACAACGAUAUUCACCUCUUUCUCGUCAGCGAAAAGUGUGUUAUGUCUCCAAAGUUUCAUACCAAGUUUUCUUUGGCAGGUAAACUACAGAGGUAUCAUGUUACAUAUACGUUUUCUUCUGUGACACCGGGCAGUGUCGGCAAUAGACGAGUUUUCUCUGACAUAGAAAAUGGAGACUGGUAUCUAAAAUCUGAGAUUAAACUAGUACCUGUGAACUGGAAGACCCGUCGACCUACAAAAUUCCCGAAAACCUUUUAUGAGAACACGUGUAAACUUAUUGACAAUGAACAUAUGCCAAUGAUCACGAGAAGACAGGAAGCCCUCAUUCCACCUGAUAUCUCCUUCAAAACAAGCGUUCAAACACGCUACAGUGACAUGGAUUUUAACUUACAUGUGAGUUAUGCAGAGUACUACAGGUUUUCCUGUGAUGCGGCAGCCGAAGCAUCUCUUUCCGGAUACUAUCGGCAUUUUAAUUCCGACAUUGUGAACUAUCCAAUAUUGCAAACAGAGGCAACAUUUCUGGGUGAGUGCGGACCUGAGGAACUCCUACUAGUUUAUACGUGGCAGGAUGAAAAGGACCUUGAAAAAAUAUAUUUUGCAAUUUAUUUGAAGGACGUGAGAAUAUUUCAAGCUUGCUUCAUUUAUGAUAACAAAAAGUCACAUGAUCACGUCAUGUCAAGUUUAUAA